Lathyrus oleraceus (garden pea) is the source of this 545-nucleotide messenger RNA. Its product is annotated as glyceraldehyde-3-phosphate dehydrogenase, cytosolic-like. The transcript has a single exon. NCBI's taxonomy places the organism in Eukaryota, Viridiplantae, Streptophyta, Magnoliopsida, Fabales, Fabaceae. The record is from RefSeq and is a predicted model, not a curated record. Gene Ontology annotation, cellular component: cytosol. The coding region runs from base 45 to 530 and encodes 161 amino acids. Gene Ontology annotation, molecular function: NAD binding; glyceraldehyde-3-phosphate dehydrogenase (NAD+) (phosphorylating) activity. Gene Ontology annotation, biological process: glycolytic process.
UCUAAUCUCAUUCCUUUUUCUCCACAACUUUUCAACUCAAUAUCAUGGCAUCUGACAAGAAGAUCAAGAACGGUAUCAACGGAUUCAGAAGAAUUGGCCGUUUGGUUAUAAGAGUUGCUCUUCAAAGAAACGACGUUGAACUCGUUGCCAUCAACGAUCCUUUCAUCACUACUGAUUACAUGACAUAUAUGUUCAAGUAUGACUCUGUUCAUGGACAAUGGAAGCAUUUUGAACUUAAGGUGAAGGACUCUAAAACCCUUCUUUUCGGCGAGAAAGAAGUUGCUGUUUUCGGAACUAGAAACCCUGAGGAGAUCCCAUGGGGUGAAGUUGGAGUUGACUUUGUUGUUGAGUCUACUGGUGUUUUCACUGACAAGGAUAAAGCUGUUGCUCGCUUGAAGGGUGGUGCCAAGAAGGUUGUCAUUUCUGCCCCAAGCAAAGAUGCACCCAUGUUUGUCAUUGGUGUUAAUGAGAAGGAAGAGUUGCUUCCUUCAACAUCAUUCCCAGCAGCACUGGAGCUGCUAAGGCUGUAGGAAAGGCUCUUCCAU